AUGACCCUCACCAACUUCCUCGCUUUCAUCACAUUCGUCUUCUACCCCUGCAUGCCGCCUCGUCUUCUGCCAGCCGAGUACGGCUUCCUCGAUACCGUCCGCCAUGACGACGCACAGAGCGUCUGGAUGAGUGGCAAAUACGUUAACUCGCUUGCCGCAAUGCCGAGCAUGCACUUUGGGUACGCUUUCUGCAUCGGCUGCACCCUGAUCUACCACUCUGGCGUCUUCCGGCGGACCCUCGAAAGGGGCGAGUUCCGAAAGUCAACGUUCUGGAAAGGGUUCUACCUGCUGCUUGGCGUCGGGUAUCCGGCGAUGAUUCUUACCACUAUCGUUGCGACGGCGAAUCAUUACUACUUGGACGCGUGUGUGGCGACGUUCUACGUUGUGCUGAGCUUCUUUUGUAAUAAGAUUUUCUACGUCUUCCUCCCGCUAGAGGAUUGGUUCCUCUGGCUUGUCGGGGCGGAGAAGCCUACACCUUCUACUGGCGAGCGGUUUAGGGAACGCGGCGGUCGGAUAUGA
Messenger RNA from Coniosporium apollinis CBS 100218, 519 nucleotides. RefSeq lists its product as uncharacterized. The record is from RefSeq and is a predicted model, not a curated record. Gene Ontology annotation, molecular function: inositol phosphoceramide synthase activity. Gene Ontology annotation, cellular component: inositol phosphoceramide synthase complex. Bases 1 to 519 code for a protein of 172 amino acids. The transcript has a single exon. Gene Ontology annotation, biological process: sphingolipid biosynthetic process; inositol phosphoceramide metabolic process. Lineage: Eukaryota; Fungi; Ascomycota; Dothideomycetes.